GAAGAGUGUGGUUUAUCGCCGCGGCGAUCCGCGGCCAUGAGGGUUGGAGUACAUUUGCUGAAGAGAAUUCCCAUGGACUUUGAGCCCAGCGACAGUGUGGCCUUCGUGCGAUCCAAGAUCCAACGCCUUUUCCUGGAGCAGCUGCGCAAGCAGGGUGAAGAUGACCUCGAUGAGGUGGAUGUGACGCUUCUCUUCCAGGGGGAAGUCUUGGAGGACUCGCAAACCUUGGCGGAGGCCAACGUCACGGCGAAUGCCACGCUCUUCGUGCUCUCCCAGAGCUUAGCGGAGAUCCAUGGAAAGCACAGUGGCGUGUUCUCUGUGAGGAAGGCCUUUGAAGACCUGGCACAGAGCGGUCUCAGUGGUGCUGACGCCGAAGCGCAGGCACUGAAGAAUGCACCGCCCUUCAGUCUCUUUUGCAACAUCCAGGAGCUGGGAGAAUUGGGAGCUGGUUGGGUCCUCUUCUUUCACUUCGUACGCUUCUUGGGCAUUCUCUGCGUGGUGCUCUUUGCCCUGCAAUUGCCCAGCUACUUUGUUUUUCGCUCCUUUCCAGAGGAGGCGCUUGAGAGCUGGAGAAAUCACAGCCAUACCAAGAGGGACCACCCUAUCAGCUGGGACUACAUCACAGCUGGCAACACCGGGCCCCAUGGAAGCGACGCAUGCUGGUGCCGAGCCCGGCAGGGCUCGGCCAUGAUGUGCGAAAACACGGCCUGGGUUUUUGAUUCAAUUUUGAUCCACACAUAUCCACAAACCGAGAUUGUGAAAGGCGAAAAGAAUCUUCAAAUCGCAAGAGAUUGCGAAAAUCAACCUGGUGGAACUCUUGAUUACGCUUAG
This is a messenger RNA of Cladocopium goreaui, 831 nucleotides long. The record is from the annotation of a GenBank genome assembly. Lineage: Eukaryota; Dinophyceae; Suessiales; Symbiodiniaceae.